AUGUCCUACCGAGUCCACCAGAUAGAUGAUGACUACUUGGAACGACAGCGCAAAAAGGACAAGGCCGCAGUGAAGUACCCCAAAUGUUUCAAAACUGCGGUGGAUAUCUCCAAAGUCAACCUUCCAGUGGUGAAAGAAUGGAUCACCGAUAAGAUCAAUGAGCAAUUGCCAGACGACGACAUAGUGAUCGACUAUCUUUACGAGCUUCUCCAGGCCAACGGAGACCAGCCCGACAUCCGUGGAAUACAGGUCCAAUUGAACGACUUUUUGGGGCAAGACGAGGCCAGGCAGUUCUGCGAAAAGUUAUGGAAGCUCAUGAUUUCUGCUCAAGACGACCCCGACGGUAUUCCCGCAGAGAUUCUAGAGAAGAGGAAGAAAGAAUACGAAGAGCUCGAGAAGAAGGAGCAAGUUCCCGCUAAGAAGGAGCAAGUUCCCGAGAAAAGAAAGACAAACUAUAAUAGAAGCACAUCCAAGGACGGCGAGUCCAAG
This is a messenger RNA of Suhomyces tanzawaensis NRRL Y-17324, 489 nucleotides long. RefSeq lists its product as uncharacterized. The record is from RefSeq and is a predicted model, not a curated record. The annotation marks the transcript as partial. Gene Ontology annotation, biological process: regulation of mRNA splicing, via spliceosome; mRNA processing. Gene Ontology annotation, molecular function: RNA binding. Gene Ontology annotation, cellular component: spliceosomal complex. NCBI's taxonomy places the organism in Eukaryota, Fungi, Ascomycota, Pichiomycetes, Serinales, Debaryomycetaceae. The transcript has a single exon.